This is a messenger RNA of Schistocerca cancellata (South American locust), 957 nucleotides long. Its product is annotated as craniofacial development protein 2-like. Gene Ontology annotation, cellular component: membrane. The record is from RefSeq and is a predicted model, not a curated record. Bases 1 to 957 code for a protein of 318 amino acids. Gene Ontology annotation, biological process: sensory perception of taste. The transcript has 3 exons. Lineage: Eukaryota; Metazoa; Arthropoda; Insecta; Orthoptera; Acrididae.
AUGGUGGCCCAGCAGCAGCAACAACAACAUAUGGCUACCCUGGCGUGGCAGCAGCAGCCGCCGCCAAACGAGGCAAGUAAGGCUAGCAACCUGCUUCCCUGCUACUUUAAAUAUGAUGCUGGCAACAAUCAGAGCAAAAUGCCUCGGACCUUUGGAGGUGACGGAGUCCCACCUCUAACUGACAAACCAGGGACUCCUAAGAUACGACUUGGCAAACAAAUGGUAAUGAGAUGGGGAGCUAUUAAUAUCAAUGGGGGCUACUCUGGGAAGAAGGUAGAGCUGGCAGAGGCUGCAAGUAAGAUGGGGCUGGACGUUUUAGCUGUUAGUGACAUUUGGGUAAGGGGUGAGGAACAAGAGGAAGUGGGAGAAUACAAGGUCUACCUGUCAGGAGUCAAAGCAGGAAUAGCACAGUGGGGUGUAGGGCUUUACAUCAGGAAAGAAAUGGAACCCAGCGUAGUUGCAAUAAGGUAUGUAAAUGAACGACUGAUGUGGAUAGAUUUGACAGUGUCUAGCAAGAAAAUUAGGAUUGUGUCAGUAUAUUCGCAUUGUGAAGGUACAGAUCAAGAUAAGAUGGAUAGUUUUUAUGAGGCACUCAGUGAUGUAGUUGUUAGAGUAAAGGACAAGGACAGUGUUCUGCUCAUGGGUGAUUUUAACGCCAGGAUUGGAAAUCAAACAGAAGGGUAUGAAAAGGUUAUGGGUAAAUUUGGAGAGGAUAUGGAGGCCACCAGGAAUGGGAAACAACUCUUGGAUUUCUGUGCCAGGUAUGGCCAGGAGGAGCUGUCCCAGCAGCUGCGCCAGCUGUCGCAGCAGGUGCGUCACCACCCUGUCUCUUUCAGCGCCUGCUCCAUCUUUAAUGUGGACAGCGGGCUGCUGACGGGGUUUGUGGCCACAGUCGUGACACAUGCCAUCAUACUGUUGCAGUUCGGUGCAUCGCCUUCUGCUGACAGUGCAUUCUGA